CGCGAAAGGUACAUUCUAAGGCCUGUAUUUGUGACGAGAGUGCCAACGGAAUCUUUAGAAGCACACAAAGCUUCUCCUAGACGACUUUAUCUUCGAGAUACUACACCUCGAUCUUACCAAAACACCGUCAACAUUCAAGUCAGUACUUAUGCCGCGCCAGUCUCGAUGGGAGUUGCUGUUAGUGUAGGAGGUGCGAACUACAAAACACCUUUGCGUCGAAUCCACCGUCAAAUGUGCCGGGACAAUAAAUUUCUUGGCAGAUUCGGGCCACGCGCAUAUUGUCCCACCCAAACACCGGGCAUAAUUAUUGACGAAUGCCUCGGUACAAAGGCAAGGUUUGAGGUUGUCAGAGUG
Messenger RNA from Acaulospora colombiana, 354 nucleotides. The record is from the annotation of a GenBank genome assembly. Lineage: Eukaryota; Fungi; Glomeromycota; Glomeromycetes; Diversisporales; Acaulosporaceae.